AUGAACUGGUUCAAACAGACAUUGGCCAAUGUUGCGGGGACGCAGGAACCCAUAUAUGGCCCGGAGGCCAUCCAGUCAGUGACGGUGCAGGCGAAGUCGCUGGGUACCCCAUACCGGGAGUUAACGAAGGACGAUUUGCGAUGGAGGGCGAUGCAGUCUACCUGCGUCGAGACCCAGACCUUCUAUCUCUUCUCCGACAGUGGGGAGCUAGCUAUGCUUCAGGUUAUCUAUAGCAAUGUCGCUGGAAUCCACACGACCUGCCAUUUCAACUCCAAGAUUUACGGCACGGACGGUAAGACACCGCAUAAAUGGUGCACCGACUCUGUUCAAAACUACAUGUUCGAUGAAGACAUGCUCUCCUUCGGCGGAGACAACAUUGCUCUCACGCUCAAUGCUGAAGGCGAUACCUACUCCGUCAAGUCAGCCAUGAACGAGGAAAGCCUCGUCAACGUCACUUUGAAACGCACCGCGCCCGGUUUUGCGGUUGGACGAAAUGGCACCUCGAACUUUGGUACCGACCCCGAAAAUCCGUGGGGGAGCAUGCGUCAUGUGUUUUGGCCACGAUGCCAGGUUGAGGGUACCAUUGUUACGCCUGAGAGGGAAAUUGACUUCAAAGGCCGUGGGCUGUUCAUUCAUGCCCUCCAGGGCAUGAAGCCUCAUCACCUUGCUGCACGGUGGAAUUUUGGAGCGUUCCAAUCUCCAACGUACUCUGCAGUGUUCAUGGAGUACACCACCCCUCCUUCAUACGGCUCCACCAUUGUGAGUGUUGGUGGCAUUGCGAAGGACGGCGAGCUCGUUGUUGCGGGUCCAGUGAAUCCCGCGAUCCAUCUCGAUUCUGUAGAAGAUACCUACAACGACUGGCCGGAACCCAAGUCGAUUAAGUUCACCUGGGAUGGGAAAUCGAAGGACGAUAAAGAUGUCGAAGCAGUUUUGGAAGGUUCUCUGGGCCAACGCCUUGAUCGCGUUGAUGUUAUGGCAGAGGUUCCAGGGCUUAUAAAAUCUAUCGUCGGAAGCGUUGCGGGAACAAGACCAUACAUUUACCAGUUUUCGCCUCAAGACAAGCUCUCCCUAAAGAUUCGCGUUGGGGACACCGAGGAUACAGAGCGAGGCACGCUCUAUUCGGAGGCAACUUUCAUUUCUUAG
This is a messenger RNA of Blastomyces dermatitidis ER-3, 1143 nucleotides long. Its product is annotated as survival factor 1. The transcript has 5 exons. Gene Ontology annotation, biological process: response to oxidative stress. Gene Ontology annotation, cellular component: cytoplasm. The record is from RefSeq and is a predicted model, not a curated record. NCBI's taxonomy places the organism in Eukaryota, Fungi, Ascomycota, Eurotiomycetes, Onygenales, Ajellomycetaceae. The coding region runs from base 1 to 1143 and encodes 380 amino acids.